AUGGAAGCCAAUUUCACCUACAUGGGCCGCAAAUUCUCCGACCUCACCCUCAACGACUCCUCCUCCUCCUCCUCCGCCUUCAGCGACUGCAACAGCGACAGAUCCGGCGAGUUUCCCACCGCCUCCUCCGAGAGCCGCCGCCUCUUCCUCGCCUGCGCCUCCGACAACUCCGACCAGCUCAUUUCCCAGCUCGUCGCGGGCCUCGCCUCCGACUGCCCCGACGGGGGAAGCCUGCGGGGGAAGAAGGACGCGUGCACGGCGCUCUACUCUCUUUGUGGCGCGCGUGAGAACAAGGUGCGGGCGGUGCAGGCGGGUAUCAUGAAGCCGCUGGUGGAGAUGAUGUCGGAUCUGGGGUCGAGCAUGGUGGAUAAGUCGGCUUUCGUGCUGAGCCUUCUGGUGCCGCUGCCGGAGGCAAGGGUGGCCCUGGUGGAAGAAGGCGGGAUCCCAGUACUGGUUGAGAUUGUUGAGGUGGGGACCCACCGCCAGAAGGAGAUUGCAGUGGCUAUAUUGUUGCAGCUUUGCCAAGACUCUGUGGCUUAUCGGACCAUGGUGGCCCGAGAGGGUGCAAUUCCGCCAUUAGUGGCCUUGUCCCAAUCCGGCACUAGUCGUGCCAAACAAAAGGCAGAAGCACUAAUAGAGCUUCUAAGGCAGCCAAGAUCCGCCAACGCCGCUGCUACCACCGUCUGA
This is a messenger RNA of Striga hermonthica, 687 nucleotides long. The record is from the annotation of a GenBank genome assembly. Lineage: Eukaryota; Viridiplantae; Streptophyta; Magnoliopsida; Lamiales; Orobanchaceae.